AAAGGAACAUAAUUACAAGCCUUUAAUAGUUGAUGCGAAAUCACAUCAUGAGCAGGAACAUAAUUACAUGCCUUUAAUAGUUGAUGCGAAAUCACAUCAUAAACUGUAGGGUUACUCUUGACGCGGUCGAGUUACGAUCAAAAUCGAAUUGACAUCGAGAAUCAGUAAUUUGGUACUCUGGAAAACGACCGAAGCGCCAAUCGAGUUGUGGUCGAAUAGUGAACUACUUGAAAUCGAAAACCGCCGUUAUGUCUUACUCUCGACACUAUCGAGAUCGAGUUAUGCUCAUGUUUAAAUCGAAAACAUACGUCAAAUCACACGAUUCACAAGACGCUACUUUUUUGAAAUCAAAAGUGUGUUUUCAAGAUUAAAUUAUAGAAAAUAGGUAAGUUUCUUUAACAAUAAUGCUUUGAGAUACAAUAAUCUUUCUUCGUGAGUGAAAGUGCUGGGAAAUAUUUGCAAUUUUUUGUCUACAACUUUGUUUUGUGGAUUGAUAGCAGGAUGGCUCGACUUGCAGCACAAUUAAAUUUAUUGGAUGAAGCUGAGAGAGUUGACGCACGCCAAAGAAGAAGAAGAACGCAAAUAGCACGUUAUUGUGCAGCAGCUAUAGAAAUUGGCGAUGAAGAAUUUGUGGCAAACUAUCGAAUAACAAAAGAAAUUUUUUUGGAGCUUGUGGAGGUGCUCUCCCCAUACUUAAAGGCACCUUCUCGCAGAAGUGAUAUUCCCAUAAAAUUUAAGAUAUUGGUUGCUCUCUCUUUUUAUGCAUCAGGCAGUUAUCAACGUAUCGUAGGAAGGAACUAUGGUACUGCAAUGUCACAGCAGUCAGUGUCAAGGUGUAUCAAAGAGGUGACCGAUGCGUUCAACCAAAUAAUAAUUCUACAAAAAUAUAUAAAGUUCCCUACUAAUGUUAAUGAACGGAAUGCUAUAAAGAUGAAAUUCUAUGAAAAAUAUGGAAUACCCGGUGUUAUUGGUUGUGUAGAUGGAACACAUGUGGCCAUGGUAAGACCAUCAGAGAAUGAGGAUUGGUAUUUCAACCGAAAACACUACCAUUCCAGAAAUGUGCAAAUUAUAUGUGAUUUUGAUCUAAAUAUUAUAAGUGUAGAUGCAUGUUUUGGUGGUGCUACCCAUGAUUCACACAUCUUUAACCAACAUGCAAUCAAAAAUCACCUAAUUGAUUUAGUGAACCAAGGGGAGACAGUGUAUUUGUUAGGUGACUCGGGGUAUGCACAAAGAGAGUACAUGAUGACACCAAUUGUCAAUGCUGCAGCUGGUUCUCCAGAAGAAUUCUAUACACAAAUACACUGUUCAGCUCGUAACAGAGUGGAACGAACGAUAGGGUUAUUAAAGGCACGUUGGCGGUGUUUGCUGAAGCAUAGGGUGCUUCAUUAUAAACCAGACAUGGUUUCAAAAAUAAUUAACGCAUGUUGUGUGCUACAUAAUAUGUGUAACACAGCACGCAUCCCCUCCCCCAGCGAAGUUAACCCUUCGCUGUCGUCGGGCACCGCGCAGCAGCCAUCGUCGGAGCCCGCGCCGAGCGCCGCCGCGCACAGCGCUGGAGCUACGCUGGAACUGCGCAGAGGAGUUGAAGCCCGGCAACGUAUAGUGAAUAUGUUGUGGACAAGGAGACGAACAAAUUAAUAAAGAUAUAUCAUAUUAA
Messenger RNA from Amyelois transitella, 1657 nucleotides. Its product is annotated as putative nuclease HARBI1. The record is from RefSeq and is a predicted model, not a curated record. Bases 502 to 1638 code for a protein of 378 amino acids. Lineage: Eukaryota; Metazoa; Arthropoda; Insecta; Lepidoptera; Pyralidae. The transcript has 5 exons.